Molecule: messenger RNA, 844 nt
Organism: Nezara viridula (southern green stink bug)
Lineage: Eukaryota; Metazoa; Arthropoda; Insecta; Hemiptera; Pentatomidae
Source: the annotation of a GenBank genome assembly
GAUAGGGCUUAUGAGGCACGGCCAACUCUUGGUAGAGAAAUCUCCAGGUCAGCUGAUGGCUUUUCACCAAUCCACCAACCUUGAAGAAAUCUUCUUAGAUGUUUGUAAAAAACAAGAUGGUCUUCAAGAUGCUAUUGAUUUACGAGAUAAAAUUUUGCAAGAAAAGAAAAAAAGUUCAAAAGCAUCAUAUAGGCUGUUCCCUGACAACAAUUGGUUUGAUACAUACCGAUUCAUGGCGUUAUUAAAUAAAAAUGUUUUAUGGUUGAGGCGAAAUAAGUUAGCAGCCAGUGGAACCGCAAUCCUGCCUCUAAUUAUAGUUUUUUUGUACGGAAUGGUGAUGGGAAAGGACCCCAAGAGUCUAAAGAUUGCACUACUUUCUCAAGAAAUUUCAUAUGAUGGUGAUCUUGGAAUUUGUAAUGGUUUACCCGACAGCUACUUUGAAACACUUAAUUGUACAUUACCAAGCCUCUUCACCUGCCCGUUCAUAGAUGAACUACAUAAAAGGGAUAUAAAUAUUGUUCUUUAUAAAGACUACAGUUACAUAGCCAGGGAUAUAGCCAGCAAUAAAGUGUGGGGCUCCAUCGAAGUGCCCCAAAAUUUUACUACCGCUCUCAUAAAUAGAAUAGAAAACGGGUUACGGACUGAAGAUAAAAUAGUCGAAGAUGGGAUACUAACAAGUAGAAUUGAUGGAACAAAUGCAAUAAUAAAAAUCAUUUUGACCAAUCACCUUAAGGAAAGCGUGGAACGUUUUUACAAUAAUCUUCUCCUUUCUUGUGGCAUGUCAGAAAAGGCUAGGAUAAUACCAAUGCAGGUAAUGUUAAUUUAUCUAUGUCUAAAAAAAUGA